This is a messenger RNA of Rhagoletis pomonella (apple maggot), 3670 nucleotides long. Its product is annotated as dual specificity protein phosphatase Mpk3-like. Gene Ontology annotation, molecular function: protein tyrosine/threonine phosphatase activity; MAP kinase tyrosine/serine/threonine phosphatase activity. The coding region runs from base 1496 to 3001 and encodes 501 amino acids. Gene Ontology annotation, biological process: protein dephosphorylation; negative regulation of MAPK cascade. The record is from RefSeq and is a predicted model, not a curated record. The transcript is spliced from 5 exons. Lineage: Eukaryota; Metazoa; Arthropoda; Insecta; Diptera; Tephritidae. Gene Ontology annotation, cellular component: cytosol; cytoplasm.
UGUCCACAUUCGGAACGUUUCAGCCAUCGUAGCUGGUCGUGUUUUCUUGACACUCAAACGUGGUAGUGUAUCCGUGUUGCGCGCUGUAGUCGAUUUUCUACUUUUUUUCUGUAUGUUUCUCUCAUAUUCAAUGUGCUGAAGUUAUUAUAAGAAAAUCAUAAUUUAGUUGAGGUAGAAAACGCUGAACAAAAAACGCAAGUGGAGUGCUGAUUUUGCGCGUAAAUUAGUUAAUAAAAGUAGAUAGUUAAAAAAGUAAUACUAUUGAAUGAACGGCAGGAAAUGUGCAAGUGAAUAAAACAGCAAACGCUUACUUUUGAUGCAUCGCAGAAGGAGAAAAAAAAUACAUUACAAAGAAGUAAAUCUCCAAAGCAAAGGUGAGAAGCAAAGCAGAAGUGUAAAAAAUGCUAAGAUGAACCACAGAGUGGAAAAUGAAAUGUGUUUUUUUUCCGUUGGUAGUUUAGUGAGUUAGUUAUAGCUAAAAGAGAUAUAUAUAGCAAAAGCGGAAGGAAGUGAAAACAUUAAACAAAAAAAAACCAAGAAAAACAGUUUGCGGAAAAUUGAAAGUGAAAAGGCAGAACUUGGCAGUCAAACUCAAGCAAAAACACAAAGAACAUAUUUCCAAGUUAAAAUAAAGUAAAUUGCGCGAACAGUUUGAGAGGCGGUGAACGCUUUCGCUCUGUUGAUUAGUGUUCCGCGCUGCUCGCUUGGGUUGCUUUGGCCGUUAUUGCAUCAACCAAAAGCCAUUACAUGAGCUGCAUGAGUAAUUGAAUGCGUUGUCAAUGAGGAGGAUGAUGCUGUUGGCAGAGAUGUGCUGUUGACAAGUCGAUGCGUUCGAGCAACAACUGCAUACAUACGAAAGAUUUGUCCGACCAAAAGGCACAGUGUGCAGAAUUUUUUGUUUAGAAAUUAGAAAAUGACAAAUCGUUGAUGAAUUUAAGUGAGAUAGAAGGCUACCAAAAUAAACCAUAAGUUAUGGGCACAUGAGUAUAGCAAAAAAAAGAGCAGCAACAGAUACGAGUGCAAGCGCUAUACGCAAAAACAAAAAAAAUAUAUAAAAACGUGUACAUAAAUAAACUAAAAAAAAAAAAUCAGCAACAGCAAAGAGCGCAAAUAAGUGCAAUCGGACAACUGCAACCGAAAUUCUUGGCAUACAGUGCAGUACAAACAAAGUGAACGAAACGAAUGACGAUCACGCGAUGCGUCAGUAUUGCAGCGGUGCGCGACUCAGAGUAACGUAUCGGAAAUUAGUGCGGCGUAAAGCAGAAUAAAGCGCGUGUGCGGUGUAAAAUUAUUUGUAAAACUAAAAAAAAAGAUAUAAAAACACGUUUAGUACAAAACACAGGAAAAAAACACAUCCUUAAAAAUCUUUAAAAGCUUAAAGGAAUCCUUACAGGCAUUCAGUAAUCACUGUUAACAGAAAAAAAACUCACACAAAUUCCAAAAUAUUAUUUACACUAAAUUUUUCCCCACUUAACUCAUUUAAAUUAACGCCACUAUGCCGGAAACCGAAUUUGAGUGCAUUACAAAGGAAUGGCUGCAGGCCGAGUUGCGCUCCAUAUCCGCUUCAUCGCAACAACAACAACACAGCCAUACGCACCCGCUCUCGUCGCUGCUGGCACAAAAAUUAAUCCUUUUGGAUUGUCGCAGCUCCCACGAAUUUAGCGAAUCGCGCAUCCGUUCAGCAGUGAAUUUCUUCAUACCAAGCAUUAUGUUGCGCCGAUUAGCGCUCGGUAAAAUCGAUUUGUUAUCAACAAUUAAGUCAACCGAUUUGAAAGAACGCGUACAGAAGGGCUACAAAGUGAGCCUAUUCGUAUUGUAUAAUGAUGCCGGCAUGCAGGAGCAGCCAGUACUCCAGGCGCAUACCUCAACUGGGGCUGGAGGAACUGGCGAAGCGCUUGGUGGCGGUGGCGGCGCCGGAUGUGGUUUGGAUAUGAUGUGCGGCGGCCCACGCGGCAAUAAUGUCGUUGCGGAUGCUACUAUAAAUAUUUUGUAUCGGCGCUUGAAGCAGGAUGGUUGUCGGGUUGUGGUGUUGCAAGAUGGUUUCUCAAGUUUCCGUCAAGCAUUCCCCGAAUGGUGUGAGGAUGAUAGCGCACAAAAUAAAGAAAUGGAAUCUAGUCACAGCACACAGGCCGAUCAACUGAUGGGACUUAGAUCUUUGCGGAUAUCAACGCCACAUUCAGAUUCCGCCUGCAGUAGUUCCGCUGAAUCUUCCGACUGUGAAAGUACAACACAUCACAAUAUCAAUGAGGCACCUGUGGAGAUCAUUCCAGGCUUAUUUCUUGGCAAUGAAUCGCAUAGUUGUGAUUCACGCGCAUUACAAAAGUACAAUAUAAAGUAUGUUUUAAACGUCACACCGGAUCUUCCCAAUGUCUUCGAGUCUUCAGGCGAUAUACAGUAUUUACAAAUUCCUAUUACUGAUCACUAUUCCCAAGAUCUGGCCAUGCAUUUUCCAGACGCCAUACGAUUUAUAGAGGAGGCGCGCUCCAACAAUGCCGCCGUGCUAGUGCACUGCCUAGCCGGCGUAUCCCGCUCUGUCACAGUGACGCUCGCCUAUCUAAUGCAAACGCGCACACUCAGCCUGAAUGACGCAUUCACGUUAGUGCGCGAUCGCAAGCCCGAUGUGGCACCCAAUUUCCAUUUCAUGGAGCAGUUGCAUUCGUUCGAGCGAAAACUGCGUCCGGCCAGUAAUAGUGGUGAAGGCAGCAGCAGCGGCAGCGGUGACAAUGAGUGCACAGCGAUGGAUGAGAGUGGCGGAGGCGGUAGUGGCAGCGGCAUACCCUCUUGCACCGCCAACACGAGUUUGGCUAAUACGCUAACAGCUGGACGUUGUGGCGGCGAUUUAAGUUCGAAAUUCACUUGCAAUUGCAUUGCAACAGACUGUAAAUGCAUGCAGACGGGCGGCUAUAUGGCGCAACUGGCGAAAGCGGCAACCGGUGUGUCACCCGAUUCGGGUAUUGAAUUCGAUCGAUGGACGCCGUCCAGCGAUACGGGACUCAAAUGAGAUCAACUUGUGGGAAAAAGUUUCGUGCUGCCGCCGAGCAUUGUGGAGCCGCCAGUGGCACACAACGCCGACAAUGUGUCACCAGCUUCGACUACCUCCUCGUCCACUUCGACGACAACAACGGCUGAGGCUGUGUCGGUGGUCGAAGUGGUGCCCAGCGCCGAUGAGCGAUAAAUUGCGUAUAAAUGUGAAUGGAGAGCAAGAGGGAGCGAGAUUUGAUGGUUGGUGGGCGGUUGGUUGGUUGGCGGCGUGUGUUUUAUAGGCACGCGAAACUUUUUUCCUACAGGUCUGGUGUGGUGGUGACAAAGCAAACUACAACUACAAAGGUAGCACAAAUGCGAACGAAAUAUGCGGUAUAAGGAAUAUAUCACAAAAGCAGCAACAAAACCAAUAUAACUUUUUUUUUUUAUUUUAAGUGGAAAUAAAAGUGUCAUUUGAAGUACUAGCUGUGACAUAACAAAUUUGUUGUUUGCUAAAACAAUUUUAUUUUUAUGAAAAUUAGGCUAAAUAUGGAAUAUCUUUUUGUAUUUAAACUUAAAACUUAUUUGCUUCCUUUUUGUAUACAAUCCAUAUGACUUUUAAGAAGGAAAAUUAUUUUAAUAAUUGCACGAUUUUAAUUAAGAAAAAUUAACUAGGUAUUUAAAAAGUACGCGAAAAAUUUAUGCAAAU